Messenger RNA from Pimephales promelas (fathead minnow), 2939 nucleotides. It is a transcript of the gene dvl2, whose product is annotated as dishevelled segment polarity protein 2. Lineage: Eukaryota; Metazoa; Chordata; Actinopteri; Cypriniformes; Leuciscidae. Gene Ontology annotation, molecular function: frizzled binding. The record is from RefSeq and is a predicted model, not a curated record. Gene Ontology annotation, biological process: intracellular signal transduction; canonical Wnt signaling pathway. Gene Ontology annotation, cellular component: cytosol.
CCAGUACAAGCGGCGGGCGCCUCUCUUUCGUCACACGCCGGAGAGAGAACUAGUCCAAAUCUCCCAUGUGUUUUUGUAGGAGGGGGAGGAAUGUUGUUGAAGUUUGGCUGGUUGUGUAGGCUAAGUGUGUUUUAACAAACCAAAAUCAUGAGACUUUUGAGAGUUCGAGACACUUAAAGUUAGGCGCUUGGUUUUCUUUGUUUAUGCUGGAUGCGCUGGCCUGGGAAGUGUUAUUGGAUAGUAGUAUUGUGGUCUAGAGACGACUUUCCUCAACCCCCUUUUUCUCCGGAGCGCUGGCUAACAUUAGCAGGAUAGCCGCUGCCUCUUCCAUACUUUCGUAGAACAACGGGAAAGUUGUUUGAGUCCGGCGAAGACAUGGCGGAGACUAAAAUAAUUUAUCACAUCGACGAAGAGGAAACGCCGUACUUGGUGAAGAUUCCCAUAGCGGCUGAGAAAAUCACUCUGUUGGAUUUUAAACAGGUCUUGAACAAGCCGAACUACAAAUUCUUCUUCAAGUCUAUGGACCAGGACUUCGGGGUGGUGAAGGAGGAGAUCUCAGACGACAGUGCCAAGCUGCCAUGCUUCAACGGAAGAGUUGUCUCCUGGCUGGUGUCCUCAGAUACCCCUGCAGCCGAACCCCCAGCCCCUCCAGUAGAGGUCCCGUCUCAGCCCUCACCCCCCCCUCCACCCCUGCCUCCACCUCCCGCCGAGAGGACAGGGGGCAUUGGAGACUCCAGACCCCCUUCCUUCCAUCCCAACACUACAGGCAGCCGGGAGUCCUUAGAUGAUCAGACAGAGACGGAGUCAGUCGUGUCUUUCAGGAGAGAGAGACCUCGACCCAGAGAGAGCAUAGAGCAACACGUUUCCGGGCCGCGUAUGAAUGGGCAGUCCCGUAUGGACCGACACCUGGCUGGAUAUGAGAGUGCCACCACAGUGAUGAGCAGUGAACUGGACACCACAAGCUUCUGUGAUUCAGACGAGGAUGAUACCAUGAGCAGGUUCAGCAGCUCCACUGAGCAGAGCACUGCAUCUAGAUUACUCAAACGCCAUCGCAGACGCAGGAAACAGCGCCCCCGCCUGGAGAGGGCUUCCUCUUUCAGCAGUGUGACAGAUUCAACCAUGUCCCUAAACAUUAUUACAGUCACUCUUAACAUGGAGAAGUAUAAUUUCUUGGGCAUCAGUAUAGUGGGUCAGAGUAACGAGAGAGGAGAUGGAGGAAUCUACAUUGGCUCUAUCAUGAAGGGAGGAGCUGUAGCUGCAGACGGACGCAUUGAACCUGGAGACAUGCUGCUGCAGGUGAAUGACAUCAACUUUGAAAACAUGAGUAAUGAUGAUGCAGUCAGGGUCCUCCGUGAGAUCGUCCACAAACCCGGACCCAUCACUCUGACUGUGGCAAAAUGCUGGGAUCCUGCCCCUCAAGGCUAUUUCACCCUGCCACGCAAUGAGCCAAUCCGGCCCAUAGACCCGGCGGCGUGGAUCAAUCACUCGGUGGCUCUCACAGGGGUGUUUCCGUCCUACCCGAGCAGCACCAUCACCUCCGGCUCGUCCGUCACUGAAACUGAGCGCUUCGACGAGUUUAACCUGUCUCUUCGCUCCGACAUGGCAUCUGUUGCGAAGGCCAUGGCAUCUCCAGAGUCCGGUCUGGAGGUCAGAGACCGAAUGUGGCUGAAGAUCACUAUUCCCAAUGCUUUCCUGGGUUCAGAUGUGGUUGAGUGGUUGUACCAUCACCUCGAAGGGUUUCAAGACAGACGGGAAGCUCGUAAAUAUGCCAGUAACCUACUGAAGGCUGGUUUCAUCAGACACACUGUCAACAAGAUCACCUUCUCCGAACAGUGUUAUUACAUAUUUGGAGACUUUAGUAACUGUGAAAAUUACAUGGCCAACCUUUCUCUUAACGAUAACGAUGGAUCCAGUGGUGCUUCAGACCAGGACACUCUGGCCCCUCUUCCACUGCCAGGGGCGACCCCGUGGCCCCUGCUCCACUCGUUCACGUACCAAUACCCUCACCCUUAUUCCACCCAGCCGCCUCCCUACCAUGAGCUCUCCAACUACAGCUACGGCCCGGGCAGCGCAGGCAGCCAGCACAGCGAAGGGAGUCACAGCAGUGGCUCCACACGCAGUGACGGAGAGAAGAGAAGGGGAAGUAAAAGUGUAUCCGGCAGCACGGUGGGCGGCAGCGUGCGCGACGAUAAAUCUCCCAGCGGGGGCGGGGCUGACUCGCGCUCUGGCAGCGGCAGCGAAUCAGAUUACUCGGUUCGCAGCGGCCUGAGACGAGACCACGGCUCAGCCACGCCCAGCGAACACAGUCGCUCGAGCCAGCGCUCGCAUCACCGCGUCCCGUCCGCUCACCUCGCCCCGUAUCCGCCUGGAAUCCCAAUCCCUUACAACCCGAUGAUGGUGAUGAUGGUGCCGCAGCACCCACACCUAGCACUUGGAGCCCCACACCCACAAGCCCCUGCUCUGCCGCCCCACCAUGCCAUGCUGGCCUCAGGCACUCCAGGCGGUCCUCCUGGAGCUCCUCCGACCCGAGAUUUGGGCUCCGUCCCACCCGAGCUCACCGCUUCCAGGCAGUCGUUCCACUUGGCCAUGGGCAACCCCAGUGAGUUUUUCGUGGAUGUGAUGUAAUGAAGGAUGUAACCGUCGAUGCGCGCUGAAGGAAUAAAUGCUGAGAGGUUUGCGAUCACAUGACAACUGUGAGUUCUGCUCUGUGACGGACAGAGAUGUAGUUUACUGUAUCAGUGCAGCUCUUUAGAGUUAGUGUUUGUUCUUGACGGUAGGAACAGGGUUUAUGGAAGGGUAGGAAGUCUUGCAUAGCAGACUUCAAAAUCCAUUUUUUUGUUGUUGUUUCAACCACAACACGGUCUGGCCUUCUGAACGACUUAAAGGGAUAGUUCACUUUGAAAUUAAUUUUUGGUAUGUUUUAUCUUACCUCAAGGGCA